GGGGGAGGGAGUCUGCUCACCGAAGACUAAGACUGUGGGUCGCAAAACCCAUUGCGAACCAUCGCCUCAUGUCAAGAGCCGCAAUAAAAACACAUAAAUGUUAUCAACAGUUUAACAUCUCUCCCUCAUCCAAGGAAGCCAAUAUUCCUCCUCAUAACUUCAUUGAUUUUGGAUUCCGAAUUCCAAGUUUAUUCAAUGAACCUCAUCGCAGACCAAUUGAUUCACUACUGCUACUGUACGUAUUUGUCAUUCUGGAACCUUAGAAUCCAGGCACACAACCCACACAUGUACUUUGUCAGUCCAUUGUGUCCAACUCCGAACCCAGCCCGAAAUGAACAAAUCAAAAGCAGAUGUAAGCGAUCUAUGGAUACAGCACCAGCGCAGAAACACAAAAUCAACUAAGUCUUGGGCCUGCAUAUAUUGUCCGGAGCGCAGGAUUUGUCUUUCCGAAACAGACCUGUGGAACCAUGCAGAAAAGGAGCAUCAGGAUAAGAUUCCAUCGGAUCAAGAGGAACUUGAUCGAUUUCGAAAAUCAUAUGAGAGCAACAGCGCACUGAAGAGACCGACGAAAGAUGGUCCUCAAUCACGGAAACCGUCAAAUAAUGAGGCUGUCGCUACUCAAGCAGACACAUUGUCUCCACACUUACAGUCUAAGAGACCCCUAAACUCACCCCAGCCCACUCGAUCGCUUUCUGGCCUUCAGGCUUUGAACCUGGGAUCAAAUGAGGAUAAUACGGUGGAGGACGAGGAAACCACAACAGAUCAGCCACGCAAAAGAGCUGCCGUCGGAGAUGGUAUAUCAGCAGGUUCAGCAUCGCCAUUCCGCGAAAACUCAGGUUCACCCCCACCACGAAGAUCUUUAGCUCGACCGACUUCUGGACCAAUUUCCGCAGAAGACACGGAGACUCGGCGACAGGCAACCAAGGGACAACUGUGGACUCCGGAUCAAAACUCCCCAUUCACGAGGUCAUCCUUUGAUCCCUCCAACAUUGCUUCGAUCCAAGCCUCAAGAUCUCGAGCUCAAGCGUACAGACCGGCGAAUCGAAGAACCGCGAAACCAUCUACUCCUCAAAGUACAUCUCGAUCAGCACCACAAACAAACCACCAUCAGCAGCAACAACAACACCAUAAUCAUGCUCAGGCCAAUACCCCAUCCGCAAUCUUACCCAAUAGGACUGUGCCGGAAAUUGAUUCAAGACCCCAAAGCGAAGAGUAUAAUAUUAUUCUUCAGCCAGAGACAAGGCCCAUCUCUCAAGAGCAACUUGUAGCAGAGGUUAAAGGCAUAUAUGCUGGACUUGUAAUGGUUGAAGCCAAGUGUAUCGAGGUUGAUAACAAGCAAGCCACGCUUGUGCAGGGUGAUCCUCCCACACAACCAAGGCUUAACAAUGAGCAAUGGCAAGCCCUCAUUGCGUUGCAUCGCACUUUGCUUCACGAGCAUCAUGACUUUUUCCUAGCCUCUCAACAUCCAUCUGCUAGUCCUGCUUUACGUAGACUAGCAUCAAAAUAUGCUAUGCCUGCUAGAAUGUGGCGGCAUGGUAUUCAUUCAUUCUUAGAAUUGCUUAGACAUCGACUACCUGCUUCGCUUGACCACAUGCUUGCAUUCAUAUAUUUAGCAUAUUCGAUGAUGGCACUGUUGUACGAAACGGUACCGGCUUUCGAAGAUACUUGGAUCGAGUGUUUGGGAGAUCUAGGAAGAUACAGAAUGGCCAUUGAAGAUGAUGAUAUCAGAGAUAGAGAGGUUUGGACUGGUGUCGCACGUCAUUGGUAUUCAAAGGCCUCCGAUAAAGCUCCAACGACCGGUAGGCUAUAUCACCACCUUGCUAUUCUAGCACGCCCAAAUGCUCUACAACAACUGUAUUACUAUGCAAAAUCUUUGUGUGUUGUAGUACCCUUCACCUCUGCACGAGAAUCGAUACUUACACUCUUCGACCCUGUCCUUCAUGCUGAGAAUGGACAUGGGCAAUAUCGAUUGCCGCCUUUAGAUACUGCAUUUAUCCGAGCUCAUGGACAUUUGUUUACAAACAGGGCAAUAGAGAGAUUUGAACCCGCAGUACAAGAGUUCCUCGCAUUGCUUGAUAGCCAAAUUGGUCGAGUAACCAAAAAAUUUAUGGAGCAAGGCUGUCACAUUGCUAUCUCCAACAACGUUGCAAUGUUAGGUUUUGCGUCUAAAGAGAAUCCUCUUAUGGUAGCUAUUGCGCCUUCUCCAGCUAAAGAGGCCGACGUUGAUAUGGAUGAGUCUCUGGACGAAUCUUCCCCUUCUAUGAUAGCAUUCAGGCACGCACAGAACCUCACUUAUUCUACCUUGGAGAUCGUAUUGCAAAGAAUAGGCGAUCCGAAUGUUCUUCCCUUUAUUCAUGUUUCUCUUGUUUUCUUGUUUCGCAUGUCUCAAUUUUCGGGUGCAAUGGAUCUUUUGGCACCGGCGUUUCCAUGGCAAUCUCUAGCAAUCAUGCUCAAUACGUUACUCAAAUCUUACAAGUCCCUCAGCCGUAUUGAGGGUGAUAAUUUCCCACUACCAGAGAAGGAUGACGUCCGGCCUUUUCCCGAAGACUACGGAAUGCGCGGGUUAUUAUGGUCAGAAAAAUACUUUCCCGAAAAAUGGUUUCUCAAUGAGAAAACUGAUGAAGAAGAGAAAUAUCACGAGCUUGCAUCUAUGCUCGAGCAAAGAAAAGAACGCAUACUGUGGUUAGCUUGUCGCAUUGCUGAUGCUGGCCCAUGGAUCACCUUCGAUAGUUCCAAGCCAGAAUUUUCUGUCCCGGGUAGUGAUGCAGAGUUGGAAUUUUCAAAAUUUCGAUCCAUGACCUUUGCUUCAGCAACUACUAAUGCUAGCCUUCCAAGAACAGAAACUUGGUCAACUGUAGAAACCAAUCUUGAUGCUGAAGAAGACAUGUCGUCUGCCACGAUGACUGCGGCAGAUACAUCUCCAAAAGAUUGAGUAGCAGAAGCAAGGAUAGCAAUCAAAAUCCGAGCAAGCCACAGUACUGGGAGGACAUUAUACAAGAUUGAUGAUGAUAGUACUCUAGCAAACUGUUGGUAUGCGCUACCGCAACGUAACUUCAGAAGUACGUUGAGCCUGAUGAUAUGUGCAGAUUACUUCAUGAGAAGUCAUUCAACACACUCCUGAGAUACAAGGAAUAUAUCAGUGCCCAGAGAGUGGUCUUCGCGGACACUUUCUGUGAACGGUGGUGGUGGUACAAGCUUUCAGAUAUCCAAAUAACAUGUGGUAUUUUAUUUGGUGUCGGGACGGGGGAUUUGAUUUAAUUCAUGAUCCAAAUAUCGAAGCAUGCUGAGAUGAUCAUCUUCAAUCUCCUAUGAGCAUAAACAUAUCAUACGUUUGUUUCCUUUUUCGAUUCUUCUUUUCAGUCUUCUUGGCUCUGGCUAUUGAGACUGGUUUCUCAUAUUUCAAUUGUAAUGCAGACAUGAGAAUCACGAUUGAUGAAUUUACAUAUUGAUAGGUUUUGAAAUUUGGUGAAAAGAUUUUGACAAGCAACCCUACGCAGCAUGAACCCAAAUAAAAUAGCUUCAAAUUUAUCUAUCAAGGAUGUAGGAUGAUACAAGGGCACCCAAAGCAACACCGUCCUUGCAAUAAUCUCACCCGAAUCACGGAACACCAAAUGCGAAGUUUAGACCGAAGUAUCAACCGAUGAGGCAAACCCGGUUAAUCGGCUGAUUCGGAUAAUUUGUGCUUAACCGAGUGGAACCAUUUUCACCAAAUCUAUCAUUUUACAUACAUUAGCUCAAUUUAUAGUUAAAGAUGUACCACCAAAAAUUUCUUCUUUAUAGUAGGCAGCAAUGAUAGUUGACUCGAGUUGCAUUAAACUCCUCCAAUCCUCUACCCACAAGUUAUAUGUUUAAUCUUGUUGGAGGACGAUGGCACCUCGAAUCCUAGUCUAUUUAUCUAUUGGGCUUUAAAUGACGUGGUGCAUGUACACUAUAGAAUAGCUCGAUAGCCUAAUCAUCGCACUUUUUAUUGGGGCAAAAAACA
Molecule: messenger RNA, 3982 nt
Organism: Botrytis cinerea B05.10
Lineage: Eukaryota; Fungi; Ascomycota; Leotiomycetes; Helotiales; Sclerotiniaceae
Exons: 4
Coding region: 332-2932 (866 amino acids)
Biological process (GO): nuclear-transcribed mRNA catabolic process, nonsense-mediated decay
Cellular component (GO): telomerase holoenzyme complex
Molecular function (GO): telomeric repeat DNA binding; protein binding; telomerase RNA binding
Source: RefSeq, a predicted model, not a curated record